Acanthocheilonema viteae is the source of this 1632-nucleotide messenger RNA. NCBI's taxonomy places the organism in Eukaryota, Metazoa, Nematoda, Chromadorea, Rhabditida, Onchocercidae. The record is from the annotation of a GenBank genome assembly.
AUGCGAGAAGCAUUGGAAGCAUUCCAAGAUGAGAUGUUCUGGACGAUCAUCGUUGGAUUCUUCAUUGCUUCAAUCCUUGCGUUUGCGAUUGGUGCCAAUGAUACAGCAAAUUCUUUCGGCACGAGCGUUGGAAGCAAGGUACUCACACUCCAGCAAGCUUAUUUACUAGCUUCCAUUUUCGAAACCCUUGGAGCGACUCUUUUGGGAUACCAAGUUACGGAUACAAUGCGAAAAGGCGUCAUUGAUUUGGCUGUUUACAAUGGUAGCGAAAAUGAGCUAAUGCUUGGCCAAAUUUCCGUACUGUCAGGAUGCGGUGCAUGGCUACUUAUAGCGACAUUUUUGAAGCUACCAGUGUCAACGACCCAUAGUAUUGUUGGAGCGACUCUUGGAUAUUCUUUGCUAGCCCGUAGUACGCAGGGAAUACGCUGGUGGCCAGUCAUCCGCAUAUUUAUAUCAUGGUUUCUGUCACCAUUGCUUUCGGGCAUCGUUUCAAUCCUUUUUUAUUCUUUCAUCGACCAUGCUGUACUGCGACGUCGACGUCCUUUGCACUGCGGCCUAAUUCUUUUGCCUCCUUUGUAUUUCUUCUGCGUAGCUGUCAACAUCUUUGCCGUUAUGUACAACGGUUCUGAAUUUUUGGGCUUUGAUAAGAUGCCGACAUGGAUUAUUCUGGUGAUAACAUUUAGUGUAGCAACAGUUGUUGCAUUGCUUGUGCAUUUCAUUAUGGCGCCUCAGUUGAAAAAACGCAUUUUAGAUUAUAUAACGAGUAAAAUGGAUGCAUACAAAAAUGUUUUAGAAUUAAAAACACCUGCAUUAAGUACAGCGACGCUUGAACGUGACGUUAUUGAAGCACAGAAUGUACGUUCCCUGUCGCACUGUGAAGACGGAAAAUACCUAACAUUGGGACCAACUAACAGCAGAGAACAGCAACUACCUGAAAUAUCUGUUGGUUUGCUGAACAAUAAUGGUAACACUACUAGUGGGACUAUGAUAGAAGAAGAAAGCAGGAUGGUAUCCAACAAUCUGCAAACAAGUAACACCGAUGGACAUCAUGGUUUGGGUACUAAUACGGUACGACCAACGAGAAGUAUCGAAACCUUCUUUCGUUCCUCUAAACCGGAAGAUCCGCAAGCAUCUCAGUUAUUCAGUUUCCUUCAGGUACUUACAGCUUGCUUCGCCGGUUUCGCGCAUGGUGGCAACGAUGUAAGCAACGCAAUUGCUCCGCUGGUAUCACUGUAUGCUAUUUACAAGGAGAAUUCGGUGAUGCAACGAUCCGCAACACCUGUCUGGCUUCUACUUUACGGUGCUGGUGGCAUGUGUGUUGGUCUUUGGAUAUUAGGACAUCGGGUUAUCUAUACGGUUGGUGAGAACCUCACCAAAAUUACGCCGCCAAGUGGUUUUGCGAUCGAAUUUGGUGCUGCUGUAACAGUAUUAGCUUCAAGCAAGUUUGGUCUUCCAGUAAGCUCCACUCAGUGCAAGGUCGGCAGUGUGGUAGCAGUAGGUGUGGUGCAGGCAGGCGGCUCUGUGAAAUGGUCUACUUUCCGGAACAUAUCAUUGUCCUGGCUUGUUACUUUACCUGUAACUGGUAUUCUCAGUGCAGUGGUAAUGCUGGUUGCGCGUUCGAUCGUUCUAUGA